Molecule: messenger RNA, 977 nt
Organism: Sorghum bicolor (sorghum)
Lineage: Eukaryota; Viridiplantae; Streptophyta; Magnoliopsida; Poales; Poaceae
Product: protein LURP-one-related 10
Exons: 3
Coding region: 136-798 (220 amino acids)
Source: RefSeq, a predicted model, not a curated record
CCCGCGAUCCCAACGACCCGCGCCAAAGCUGCGACUGCCACAGCUAGGACAGACGACGCGUCCAUGCCGGCCGUGGAAGCAAGCUGAACUCACCGCGAGGAAGCGAGCGCUGCAGCAAUUAAUCUUCGUUCAUCAAUGGCGGCGGUGCCCUACGGAGCUCACCCUCCCCACCAGGCGCCGGCGCCGUUGGCGGUGGUGUCACCGCUGUUCUGUGCGUCGUACGCGGUGCCGCUGACGGUGACCAAGAAGGCCAUCAGCCGCUCCGGUCGAGACUUCGUCGUCACCGACGGCAACGGCGCUGAAAUGCUCCGUGUCAACGGCGCCGUCUUCAGCGUCCACGACCACCGCGUUCUGCUCGACGCCGCCGGCCAGCCCCUCCUCUCCAUGCGCGAGAAGGUAUUUACUAUGCACAAUAGAUGGCAAGUGUUCAGAGGGGACAGCACAAACGCAAGCGAUUUACUCUUUACAGCCAAGAAAUCUUCAAUCUUUCAACUGAAGCCCGAGGUGGAUGUCUUUCUGGCCGGUAAUCAUAGCGAACAAGUAUGUGAUUUCAAGAUCAGGGGUAGCUACAUCGAGAGAUCUUGCGGAUUCUAUCUGGGCAAUUCAGACACCAUGGUUGCUCAAAUAAACCGCAAGUACACGGCCACCAACGUACUUCUGGAAAAGGACACCUUUGUUGUUACCGUGUUCCCGCAUGUUGACUAUGUGUUCAUCACGGCUGUUGUUGUGAUUCUAGAUGAGAUUCAUAGGGAACGGUUCGAUGGAACCACAAUAUUCGAUAUUGUCACUGAUAUGUAAAACUUUUAUUUGUAAUUUGGGCAGUUUAUUAUCAUUGUUCAUCCCCAAUUGAUAAACAAUUGGGCCUUCUCUUGUGUCCUAAGUAGACAGCUUGUUUUUCACUCCAUGAGCUCCCGAGUGUUAUAUAUGUGGCAGGUUGCCCUUUCAUGGGAAAAAUUACUGUGAUUGUUGUGAGCAUA